UUGCAGAAAUUAUUUGUAUUAUGUUCACAAAAUCUAACUUACAAUAUUAUAUAAACAAUGUCACGUUCAGAUACAAAUUGUUUCAUGGCGAAAUAUGUUCAAUGUAUUUUUAUGCUGUUUAAUUUAUGGAGUCCUGUCUUUUCCGUACCAGCACAAAUGGAUAUACCAACGAUAUCGAAUCUCAAAGCAUUUUCUUUUGACGUCGGAUUUACUACGGUUGCCGAUGCUGUAAAAUAUCAUGUCACUGUUUCACCAAAACAUUCAUCGGGUUUUCUUUCCUAUACCGUGACGGAAUCUGGAACUACUAUAACCGGUUUAUCGAGUAGCACACUAUAUCAAGUUUCAAUAAAAGGAGAAAAUUCAACAGGAUUUGUUGGCCCAGAUAGCAAUUUGACCACAAUACACACACUUCCUGAACCACCAACAAUACGAACUAGUAACCAAUUUCCAGAUUCAACAUUUAUUUUCUUUUAUUCGAAAAACUAUGCAAGAGUUUCAGAAUGGACAAUACAAUAUAGAAAACAUGGAUCAAAUACUACAGCUACGGUCACGACAACUACGGGACAAUAUUAUUCGUAUAGGCUAUCCGGUCUAUCUGGUGACACGACUUAUGAGAUUCGAGCAAGAGCUUCAAAACUAAACAGUUCAAUUAUCUUGGCAGAAUCCGAUGUGGAUUUCUCAGCCUGGCAAAAUUUUACUACUAUUCCACAUCUAAUAUUUGGAAGAGUGAUAUUAGACAAUGUUACUUAUACAAUUUCGCAUUCGACUGUAAACAGUCCCGAGUGGAAUUCAUCUUCUGAAACAAUAUCAAGCGCAUACUCAUCCAUACCUAACAAUGGAAUCAGUUUGCUCAGAAUCGAGAACAGAGGUGGAAAUCCAAUUGUUCAUUAUCAAAUGAAAGUCAAAGAUGAGCGGCUACCUUCAACAACAAACUACACACUGACAGGGUCGGGAUUCACGCGUUCAGCGAUUAAUAAUGGAGGACAACCUGUUGGAACUCCAUAUUCUUUCAAUUCGGCACCGUCGGAUACGAGCGUCGCGUUCGGGCUCGCAUAUCGUCCACUUGGUGGUAGUGACUGUAGGAAACUGAUAAAUAGAUAUAUGUUUAUGACACGAGACGACGGGUCUACUACUGAGAUAUCUUUAAAUGUUGUAUCAGCCGAAGGAGCCGCUGCGGAUGAAUCUGAUUCUUUAAUCAUAAACGACAACGGCGUACUUGAGCGGGAUGACGGAGAACUAGAUGAUUCUGUUAAACCGAACGUCGUUAUCGGUCUUGCACCGAAAUUUAGGAUCAUGGAUUGUCUGAGAGAUUCAUCGGACUCCGAUUCUAUUUAUUCUGAGGCAUUAGUAACUGUUGCCAUUGGGACCGAAGAACCAAUAUUUCCAUUCUUCAUCACAACAGCCCCACUACCCAACGUAAUCAAUUCGAGCGCAACGACAUACUCAUCAUCGACUGAUGGAACUUCUCUCACACUAAACAUACCAGCUGUUGACAAAGCAGUCAAAUACGAAAUUUUAAAUGGAACGGCACCCAUUGCUACGCUCAACGAGGCGGAUAUUGAUGGAUCUUCAAGUUUGAAUCUCGCUGUGGAUUCUUUGCAAGAACAGACGACUUACAGUUUUAACAUCAAGGUUACUCUACGUCAACAAGAUGGAGAAACUAAAGAUGUAACAUCUCAGUCACCCAUCUCCGUAAACACAAGUUCCGACCAAUGUGCUAUAUGCGAUGAAAAUGCAAGUUGCAUCAUUCAACUAAAUGGUAACGUUGAAUGCACCUGCAACACAGGGUUUAUUGGAAAUGGUACUACUUGUGAGCGCGUGACAACUACAACAGAAGAGCCGACUCCUCCCAGUUCUACCACUCAGUCGACAACAGAUUCAACAACAGCUGUGGAUCCCACAACACUUCUCAACCCUACCACUACUCCAGCUCCAACAACAAUGCCGCCAACUACCGUAAACCCGACCACAACUGCAUUUCCAACGACCACAUUCAAUCCAACAACCACUAUGGAACCAACAACAACUAUCAACCCUACCACUACUCCACCUCUAGUUCCGACAACAACAAUUAUAACAACUAGUGUGAACCCAACUACAACUACAGAUACAACAACCAUUCCUGAUCCAACCACCAUUCAUGAUCCAACAACCAGUAUAGACCCAACAACAUCUCUCAACUCCACCACUACUCCACCCGCGACCACAACCAAAGAUGCAACAACCACGCCAAAUCCAACAACCCCAUUAGAUUCCACAACAUCUCUCAACCCUAUCACUUCCCUAGCUACAAGUGCGCCUCCAGAUCCAGGUACAGCAGAACAAACUUCCACAUCGAUGGAGCCUACUACAUCGACGGCAUCAGAACCGACCACGACGCCAGAAUGUUCAUACGAAUCAGCUGAAAACACUAAUUUUGCACCUGAGUUAUCAUCCGUAACAGAAAAUUCUAUACAAGUUUCAUGGGCAAAUGCAACCGGCGUAACGACAUUCUCGGUAACAUGGACGUGUUUGAACUGCACAAGCUCUGAUAGAAAUAUGAGAUCAACGACUGGUCAAGAACAGAAUAUCGACGGGCUUGUCGCUGGAAAUCAUUAUGAAGUUUGCGUGACUGGGAAUCUAUGUUUCAACAAUACUUUCAAAUCUGCAACGUUUUGCGCAACCACGCCCACUCUGCCAUCGGCUAUAACCAACGUGGACAUGACAAUAGGUACAACGUCAGCCAUUUUGAGUUGGAAUCGCACGACCGGGGCUGACUAUUUUGUUGUUGAAUUUAACAUCUUAUCCAGACGACGAAGACGAAGUCUUCGUAGUGGUCGUGAUAGAGUUACUGGAAAUUUAUAUACACUCAAUGGAUUAUCCCCCGAUACUUCUUAUUCGUUUUCCUUAUCUCCGGGAAACUCAGCGGGAAUGGGCGCAGCAUACACCAGCCAAUUCAAGACCAGUAGUGUGACAACUACCGUUGAGUCAACACCACCCACCACAGGUAUAUCUACAACACAAACCCACUUCGAUUCCACAACACUUGAACAAUAUUCAACCACUAUGACAAUCCCCGGAGUGUCAACAACAGAAUUUCCCACUGCACCAGAACUUUCGACAACGCCGACAGAAAACCCUACCACAACAGAUUACACGUCGACCAUCCAAACAGAAACAAUCCAUGUGAAUACUACCGCAUCCACAUCUAAAUCAAUCGUAACUACCCCUGACGUGACGACAACAAUCGAAACCACAAAUGCCACAACUACCAUCACAUUUAAUUCCAUAAUUCCCCCUGAAUCGACGACGGGAAGAAGUACUGAAUCAACGAUACUUUCUUCAUCGAUUCCAACCAGUCACAUCAUAACUUCAACGAUGGGAUCUGGGCCAUUUCCCAAGAGUGUUCCGUGGUGGUUCAUCUUAGCAAUGGUUCUCACAUUUUUGAUUUUGAUCGUAUGUGUUGCAGUCGUCAUUCAUUAUUGCAGAAAGCGUUCUCAGCGAAGAGGCUACGCCUAGCGUUCAAUGCAUCGUAAUUCAAGAUGGAAAUGUAGAUUAGCAAUGAAUCUGUUCAUUUGUUUACAAAUUACUAGAUGAGCUGAAUGAAUAAUAUAUAAAACUCCAGUAUGGGAAUAAUUGAACGAUAUAACAUUUCGCGUGCACUCUGCAUGUGCUGUCAUUUAAAAAAAAUCCCUUUCGAGAAGCCAUCUCAACUUUUGGCUUGUUACGAUUUGCCUCAUAGUAAAUAUCGUUCCCUAUUUAUGAUGGAAAUUGGCUGAAUACUAACGACUAGGGUAGUUCAGCAGUUCGGGUUUAGAAAGAUAAUAAUUAUCAGUUUCCCAAUAUACUGAAAUGUAUUUGGUAGUAACCGAUCUUUAAAAAGUGUAGUAUGACACUUGAGUUAAAAUAGUUUAUUUUAUUUUCUUGGCUUUUUGGUUAAGUUUUUUCAUUGUAAUUUUUGACUCUAUACAUGAACUAUACAUAUAACUAACACGAUAUGCUUUCUUUCUACUAACAAUCUAUGCAUUAAAUUUAUCUUUUUCAACCAGUUAAUCCUAAUCAUUUUUUUUUUUUUUGGAUGCAUUUAACCUUUGUAAUGGUUUUUAUGAUUAAUUGC
Messenger RNA from Styela clava, 4096 nucleotides. RefSeq lists its product as uncharacterized. Lineage: Eukaryota; Metazoa; Chordata; Ascidiacea; Stolidobranchia; Styelidae. Gene Ontology annotation, molecular function: protein binding. The record is from RefSeq and is a predicted model, not a curated record.